Anguilla rostrata (American eel) is the source of this 4299-nucleotide messenger RNA. RefSeq names its product notum, palmitoleoyl-protein carboxylesterase b (gene notum1b). Gene Ontology annotation, biological process: negative regulation of canonical Wnt signaling pathway; protein depalmitoleylation. NCBI's taxonomy places the organism in Eukaryota, Metazoa, Chordata, Actinopteri, Anguilliformes, Anguillidae. Gene Ontology annotation, molecular function: palmitoleyl hydrolase activity. Bases 493 to 2010 code for a protein of 505 amino acids. The transcript is spliced from 11 exons. The record is from RefSeq and is a predicted model, not a curated record.
UUAUUAAUUCACAGCAGGCGAGACCCAGGACCGUUACAUUAAUGAGGAUUUCCAAUCACUAUUCAUAAAAGUUUGGGACUAAAGCAAGAAAGGGCACAGGCAUUUAGAAACGUGUUGAGUAAAAAUAACCGUUAAAAUAUUAAAAACUACGAAUGUACUUUCUUAAUAUAUAAUACAAGGUACUAUUUUAUUCAUUUUUUGGGGGGACGCUGCAUCAGCAAAUAUGCCACAAAAUCAAAAGCAUAUCUUUUUAUAUGCUAAGGGAACAUUUUGCAGCGGGUAAAAAACCUUGAACCCCUGAUUCUCACCACUGAAAAAUAAGUGCCAAGAGAAGUUUGCUUCAGAAUCUCAAGUUUCCUUUUUUAACAGUUCUAUUAAUUAUUGUUUCCAUUAUAUCAUUUUGCUUUUGCUCCAAACAUCUAUCCGAAAACAGCAGGAAGAAGACAUCUCCAGAUAGCCCCCUGAACCGAGCAAGUCAAGGUGAGACGGAAAAUGAACUCCUGCAAGUGGUACCAGAGAACAAUUCGGAGUCCGAAGCUGUUCCACUCGGUUCUGCUGCUCGUGCUGCUGCAGUCAGGAGCUCUGGGGGCGAGGAAGAUGCGAGGCAGCCGCGCGCAGCCACGACGGGCACAGCCGUCCCCGCAGUACAGGGAGCGGGGCGAGGCGACCGAGAGCUUUCCCUUGGACUUCACCGCGGUCGAAGGGAACAUGGACAAUUUCAUGACCCAAGUGAAGAACCUCGCGCAGUCCCUCUACCCGUGCUCUGCGCAGAAACUCGACUACGACAUGAAGCUGCGCUUUUUGGAGAAUACGUCGGUCACGUGCAACGAUGGAACCCCGGCGGGGUACUACAUAAAGGAGUCCAAGGGCAGCCGGAGAUGGCUGAUAUUCCUGGAAGGGGGCUGGUACUGCUUCAGCAAGGAGAACUGUGACGGCCGCUACGAGACCAUGAGGAGGCUAAUGAGCUCGUCCAAGUGGCCACAGACCAAGACAGGUACCGGAAUUCUGUCUCCACAACCUGAAGAAAACCCUCACUGGUGGAACGCCAACAUGGUCUUCAUUCCUUACUGUUCCAGUGAUGUGUGGAGUGGAGCCUCUGCCAAGUCUGAGAAAAAUGAAUAUGCCUUCAUGGGGACUUUGAUCAUUAAGGAGGUGGUGAAAGAACUUCUGACCAAAGGACUGGAAAAUGCAAAAGUGCUGCUGCUGGCUGGGAGCAGUGCUGGUGGGACGGGGGUACUGCUGAAUGUGGACCAGGUGGCGGAGCAGCUGGUGGAGUUGGGGCACACAGCCAUCCAGGUGAGAGGGCUCUCCGACUCGGGCUGGUUCCUGGACAACAAACAAUACCGCGGCACCGACUGUGUGGACACCAUCAGCUGUGCCCCGACCGAGGCCAUCAAGAGAGGGAUAAAGUACUGGAGUGGUGUGGUCCCAGAGCGCUGUAGACUGGCCCAUGAGGGGGAGGAGUGGAACUGCUUCUUUGGAUAUAAAGUUUACCCCACACUGAAGAGCCCGGUGUUUGUGGUGCAGUGGCUGUUCGAUGAGGCCCAGCUCACGGUGGAUAACAUCCAUCUAACCGGUCAGCCGGUGCAGGAGAGUCAGUGGCGCUAUAUCCAGAACCUGGGCAGUGAGCUGAGGAACACGCUGAAGGAUGUCCCGGCCAUGUUUGCUCCUGCCUGCUUAUCACAUGAAGUGAUCACCAGAAACUACUGGUUGGACAUCCAGGUGAAGGGCACCUCCCUGCCCAGGGCCCUGCAGUGCUGGGACCGCAGUCUCCACGACAACAGCAAGAACAACAAGGCCCCGCCCAAGGGCUGCCCCGUGCACCUGAUUGACAGCUGCCCCUGGCCGCACUGCAACCCCACCUGCCCCACCAUCCGGGACCAGCUGACGGGCCAGGAGAUGAACGUGAUCCAGUUCCUCAUGCACAUGGGCUUCGACGUGCAGAAGAUGGCCCAGCAGCAGGGCAUGGAGCCCAGCAAGCUACUGGGCAUGCUCAGUAGCGGCAGUUAAAAACGGCUGGCAAGCCAGGCACUCUCCCUGUUUCUCUCUCUCUCUUCCUGUCUUUCUGUCUCUGUCUUUAUCUAUCUCUCUAUCUCUUCCUGUUUCUCUCUCUGUGUCUACUUCUCUCUCUCUCUCUCUCUCUGGCUCUCUCUCCAUCUUGAGUUCUUACACACUCUCCUAUGUUGGACACACCCCUUCACCUCCCUUCACAUGCUUCGGGUUAUUUUUUCCCCUGAAGGACGUUCACAGGAAAAAUGGCCGUUUUCUUCUGGAGACAAGGAGCAGGGACAGAACAUCGUGUUUUAUGUUUUUUUUUUUUUUCAGGAAUGUUCUGUCCGUGUGAGCUCAGCGGUAAUCCUCCUCCUGUCCUCUGGGUGUCGCUGUAAUCACUGCUCUGUGGUGAAUUAUGUCAGAAACUUUUCGUGGUGAUGUGAUGAAAAAUAAGUGCCCCUCUCCCCACCAUGUUCCCACCCCUUCCUUCCUGCCCCCUGUUGCUAUUGCCCUGUUCUACUCCUUUGGCCCCUCCCUGUUGUGGUAGCCACACCCCCCUGUUCUGAUUGCCCGCCUUUUUUCCUUCGACAACCUUGCGAGGACGGCUAUGACUGGGCAACAUCAAAGAGAGAGUCACCAUGGCAACACAACAAAAAGGCACAACCCUCCGCAACUUCUUUUUUUUCCUCCUAUGAUUUAUCUUUUGGUUGUAAAAGAAAAAACUAAGGAAUGUAAUCCCGUUUUAAGGAUUCUCAUUUUGCAUUUUUUUUUUUUUUGUUUGUGGUUUGGUUUUGUUUUGCUUUUGUUUUUUUGUUUUGUUUUAAAUCUGGGUCAUCUGGUCAAAAAAGCCAAGGACUCAAUGAUCUUAAUAUGGUGUAUUCUCUGUGUAAUUUCAACAUGUGCAUAAAUAUAAAUGUAGUGUAAAUGUAUGCAGAAGCUGCCGGAUGUCUGCCGGGUGAAAGCUGGCUUUGUCAUUACCCAGCUGGCCAUGUUCAUCUCUCUCUGUGACGGAGGACACACAGACAAGCACUGGCUCCUGCAGCCUCGCUGCGAACUGCGAAAUAGCCCCUCUGCCUGCCCCGCCUCCCCCCCGCCCCAUACCUCUGAGAAAGAGAGAGAGAGAGAGAGAGAGAGAGGGAGGGGGAAAGGGAGCAGGAUUUGAUGAUAGCUAUGGCUCUUGUUCCCCCUUCAGCUUGGAUUCUGGGUCACAGAUUUAAACUUUGUUUUGCCUUAGGAGUCAGUGGGGAAUGCAAUGUAUUGCUGCUACUCUGCUCUGCCCUCUACUGGUUGUACAGAGCAUUACUUGUGCGCUGAAGGUGGCAUCAGGGCAGCUUUCCCAGCAUCCUUUGCCAACCGCGUUCAGUGUCCAAGCCAUCCCACAAUGCAUUCUGGCAUUCUGAUGGGCGCAAAACAGAUCCCAAACUUUCAUGCAAAAAAGAAUAUAUAAAUGUCAAGACACCACAAGGAUUUUGUCUGUAAAAGCAUUGUAUGGAGUCCCCCUACAUUCCAGCUGUAUAAGACAGAUACACAGGUACACAGCCAUGGCAGUCUGCUUUAAAACUAAUCUCGGUCCUCAGCAGCUGCUAUCAGCGCCGUGCUGACGAUGACUGAUCACAUGACUGUGGGUACGCGUUCUCUCUGCUUUCCAGGUAACUUUUAUUUGUUUUAUAUUUUUUUAAUUUUAUUUUUACUGUAAAAUGUGUAGCGUGGAUGGUUUUGAAUUGGAGAACCUCUGUUUUGCGGUAUUUUGGAUGGACAAGGGGAAUGGGGUGUGUGUGUGUGUGUGUGUUUGUGAGGUGUGGGGCGGUGGGGGGGAUGGGGGGGGGGCGGGGCGGGGGUUGAGGAGUGAGGGGUUGGGGGGGCAGUAGUGGAACUGCCCCCAGUAUCUUUAAAGGUUUGCAAUUUUACCUCUUUUUCUCUGGAGCUUUCUCACCAUGCAGGAAAGAAGAUACGCUGGACUCUUAAGAAAUGUUCAAAAGAAAAAAUCACUUCUUUUUUAUAUUAAGAAAAUGUUGGUUGGUAUUCAUUUUUUAAAAUGAUCAUUAAAAAGGACCUCUACUUCAUAAUAAGCAGAAAAAAGGUUAUUACUAAUUGUAUUUUGUUCUGUAACAUAUUUUUUUAACAGAAGAAACUCAAGCUACUCAAGGUAAUUUUACAUAUUUAUUUUCUUAUGUAAAUCAUAUUUAUAAACGCUAUUCUGACAGAGAAGUGAUUCUUUGUAAAAUUGUAAAUAAGUUUUGUUCUUUUAUUAUAUUUUUUGUUUAUUGUUUUGCCCGCAUGUCUUUGUAACAAAUAUAAAGAUGGAUU